Camelus dromedarius (Arabian camel) is the source of this 411-nucleotide messenger RNA. Its product is annotated as protein S100-A11-like. Gene Ontology annotation, cellular component: cytoplasm. The transcript has a single exon. Gene Ontology annotation, molecular function: calcium-dependent protein binding; calcium ion binding; S100 protein binding. Bases 1 to 312 code for a protein of 103 amino acids. Lineage: Eukaryota; Metazoa; Chordata; Mammalia; Artiodactyla; Camelidae. Gene Ontology annotation, biological process: regulation of cell population proliferation. The record is from RefSeq and is a predicted model, not a curated record.
AUGGCAAAAUCAUCCACCCCUACAGAGACUGAGUGGGGCAUUGAAUCUCUGAUUGCUAUUUUCCAAAGGUAUGCAGGAAGGGACGGUAACAACCGCAAACUCUCCAAGACUGAGUUCCUAACCUUCAUGAAUGCAGAACUGGCUGCCUUCACGAAGAACCAGAAGGACCCUGGUGUCCUGGACCACAUGAUGAAGAAACUGGACCUCAACAGUGAUGGCCAGCUAGAUUUCCAGGAAUUUCUUAAUCUUAUUGGUGGCCUGGCCAUAGCUUGCCAUGACUCUUUUAUUAAGUUUACCCAUUUCCAGAAGUAAAUCUGAGUACCCUUUGGGCCUGACCUCCAGACUCGCCCCCUUUCCUUCCAGGCUCCCAAUUAUCCACUCCUCACAGCCCACACACACCCUGAGCCCAGU